AUGGAGACCAUGGCCCUGUCCACCGAGAUGCUGCUGCCCAUACAGCUGGCGACAGGGCCGCAGCCACCAGGUCGCAAACCCAAGCAGAUCAGUGACAAACGACGCGACAAGAAACGAGUGGCCGACCGACAUUGUCAACGCCAGGCUCGAGCCCGUACAAAGAACAAGAUCGCCGAACUGGAGUCUCUGGUCGCCCAUCUGACGAGUCAGUCCGGCAACGAAGUCUGUAGAGAGCUGAGGGAGCAGCUCGAGAGCGCGCGUACCGAGAUCCGGUCACUCAAACGCAAGCUGGCGACGAUAUCUUCCCUGGCCCAGGUCAACGUGGACGAGGUGUCGGAGGAACAAACCGACGACGUUGCGGAGAAGGAACGCACCAACUUUUCGUCCCCUCUUGCUCCGCUCAACCCGUCCAAACCGUCUCCGGCGGUCAUGGACGAGCUCCAGGCGGAAACCAACAGCGACGCUGGCCGCCAGCGACGCGCGCCUGUCUGUAACAUCCACGGUGAGGCCGAAUAUGGCUUCCCUCUCGAUGACAGUCUUAAUUUAAACUUUUCGGAUGCCUUGUUCGAUGAGCAAACCUUCAAUCCGAUGGGGUUAGGUCCUUCACCACUUGAAAUGGAUGAAAUGGCUGGCCCCCACAGCAGUCAUACAGUCACCGCAACAGCCACCACUUCCAUCCCUCUUUCGUUUCCGGAAAGUGGGUCCUCGUGCACGUGCGCGCACCACACCCAGCCUCACAAGCAGGCCAACAUGUGGGCAUUUGUGAGCGAGACGUUGAUGGACUGGAAGACUCACAACUGGCCCAAAAUCAGGAAUAAUCAGUCUGCCGACGAUAUUGCUGUCCGUGCCGUCAUUGAAGGCUGGGAUGAACCCAGCCUGAGCAAUUUGAGCGCCUCGUGGCGCAUCUUACGGGAGGUCGACCAGAAAGUAUGGUCCCAGUCUCGCACGAUCGAUCGCCUGGCCGUUCUCUGCAUCAUGAAUUUGCUGCUCCAGUGCCACCUCAAUCCCUCCCCAGAAAAUCUCUUGAGACUGCCUGCGUGGUAUAGAGCAAGGCCAUCGCAAAUGGCCCAGAAACAUGCCUAUGCCAUUGAUUUCUUCGUAUGGCCGGGCAUCCGCGAGCGAUUCGUCUAUCAUUAUCACAAGUACUGCUCCAACCGGUUCUGGUCACUUCUAGCAGAGCAUUUCCGCUUCGUCUGGCCGUACGAUGUCCGUGAUUCCUAUGUACACAAUCAUUCGACGAAUAAAUACCAGCUGUCAGAUUUAUUCUACCGCCAUCUCAACGACCUCACCUCGUUCACCUUCGUCGUAGACAUGUUUGGCAACUACCCGGAAUUCGACUCCGACAUACCCAAAUACUUGAAAAUCCCCCAAAGCCUGACCGGCAAGGAAGAGGGCAAUGACGCACGCACGAAGCGAUACAAUGAGAUGCGUGGACACCAGAAAUUAAUUGGAUUUGCGCCUAUGCCUCCGGCCGGCCCUCAAGGUCAGUGGUUCGUACCACCACCGAACGACAUGACGAAAAGCGUCGGCCCCGUGUUGUGGGCACCGCCGAUGCAAGUCAACCAGUUUCUAUAG
This is a messenger RNA of Fonsecaea erecta, 1575 nucleotides long. RefSeq lists its product as hypothetical. Bases 1 to 1575 code for a protein of 524 amino acids. The record is from RefSeq and is a predicted model, not a curated record. The transcript has 5 exons. Lineage: Eukaryota; Fungi; Ascomycota; Eurotiomycetes; Chaetothyriales; Herpotrichiellaceae.